Agrilus planipennis (emerald ash borer) is the source of this 2010-nucleotide messenger RNA. RefSeq names its product segment polarity protein dishevelled homolog DVL-3 (gene dsh). The record is from RefSeq and is a predicted model, not a curated record. Gene Ontology annotation, cellular component: cytosol. The coding region runs from base 1 to 1839 and encodes 612 amino acids. The transcript is spliced from 11 exons. Gene Ontology annotation, biological process: intracellular signal transduction; canonical Wnt signaling pathway. Gene Ontology annotation, molecular function: frizzled binding. Lineage: Eukaryota; Metazoa; Arthropoda; Insecta; Coleoptera; Buprestidae.
AUGGAUGAAACGAAAGUAAUUUAUCACAUAGACGAUGAAGAAACUCCGUAUUUAGUGAAAAUACCAAUCGCGCCAGAGAAAGUGACUUUGGCAGAUUUUAAAAAUGUUUUGAAUAGGCCCAAUUAUAAGUUUUUCUUUAAGUCGAUGGACGAUGAUUUUGGUGUUGUGAAAGAAGAAAUCAUCGACGACACUGCUCAUUUACCAUGUUUUAAUGGUAGAGUUGUUAGUUGGUUGGUGUCAGCUGAAGGUUCAAAUCAAUCAGAUGGUGGUUCACAAUGUACAGACAGUGUAACACAACCAGAACAAAGACUGCCACCCCAACCACCAGAUUCGGUAUGUACAGACACAGAAAGCAUUAUAAGUUCUCGUCAGGCUCGCAGACACCACAAAUAUCCUUCACGUAUCAAUGGACACAUGCCCAGGUUAUAUGAAACGUCUUCAAUGGUAAGUUCAGAUUUGGAAACGACUAGUUUUCAAUCAGAGACCACAGGACGCCACACAGCGUUAUCAGAAUGUUCCAGUGUCAGUAGGUUGCACGUAGCCAAUAGAAAAAGACCACAAAGAAGACGGAAACAGAGACUGCAGGCAAUGUCACGAACCAGUUCGUAUUCAAGUAUAACGGACUCCACGAUGUCUUUGAACAUUAUAACAGUUACGUUGAACAUGGACACAGUGAAUUUUUUAGGCAUCUCUAUCGUAGGACAGAGUAAUAAAGGUGGAGAUGGGGGAAUUUAUGUAGGAUCAAUAAUGAAAGGAGGUGCCGUGGCCCUAGAUGGUAGAAUCGAACCUGGGGACAUGAUUUUGCAAGUGAACGACGUCAAUUUCGAGAACAUGUCCAACGAUGAGGCCGUCAGGGUGCUGAGGGAAGUUGUACAAAAGCCAGGACCUAUUAAAUUGGUUGUUGCAAAGUGUUGGGACCCAAAUCCAAAAGGUUACUUUACAAUUCCUAGGACUGAACCUGUUCGGCCCAUUGAUCCUGGGGCUUGGGUGGCGCACACGGCCGCAGUUAGGGGAGAUCCGGUGGUCAGGCCACCCAGUAGUUCGACAGUAUCUAGUGCGUCGAUUACCAGCACCAUUCCAGCUAACGAAAGGGAAUGUUUACUUGAAUUAGAAGAGCCCUUGACGAUAAACACGCCAAUGGCAACGGUUGUGCAGGCGAUGCAGAGGCCGGACAGCGGUCUCGAAAUCCGAGACCGCAUGUGGCUAAAAAUAACGAUACCAAACGCAUUCAUAGGUACCGACAUGAUCGACUGGCUUUUGACCCACGUCGAAGGAUUUCAGGAUCGCCGGGACGCCCGCAAGUACGCGUCGCACCUCCUGAAGGCCGGUUUCAUACGUCACACGGUCAAUAAGAUCACGUUCUCAGAGCAGUGCUACUACAUAUUCGGUGACCUCUGCUCGGCCAUGUCAAACCUCAAACUGCAAGAGGACGCUGACUCGGUAGGGCCGUUGCCAAACGUGCCGAAUUACAUGCCCUACAGCGGCACCUACAACCCUCUGGAGUACAUGCCGAUGCCCUUUUAUACCGCCAGCGAGCACACGGUGUACGGAUACAACAGGGAGGAGUCUGUCCUCAGCGGAAGUGGAGGGUCGUCAAACGGUUCGGAUCACUUGAAGGAUCCGGUGGCGCAGAGCAGUCCGUCUGACAGCGAUCUGACGUCAUUGGGGCCGAGGUCGGCGUUGCCCAUGGCCACGGGGAAUGGUAACGGAUCGUCGAACGGGUCGGAUCAGAGCAGCGGGACGCAGGUGGCGGCGCAAUCGAAAGACAUAGCCGGUAGUAGACAAUCAUUUAAAAUUGCUAUGGGUAACCCUUGCGAAAUGUUCGUAGAUGUCAUGUAGUAGGUAGACAGCGCCUCAGUUCUCACUCCAUCUUUUGUUUUAUUUUUUCUUUUUUUUUUUCUUUUGAAGAGGGGAUCGUUCAACUGUUACGUAUGUCAGCACGUUUAGAGAAAUGGGCUUUAAGAUUUUUCUUAAACGGUCAAUUGUUUUGUCAUCUGGAAUAUAGACAAA